Molecule: messenger RNA, 1046 nt
Organism: Cimex lectularius (bed bug)
Lineage: Eukaryota; Metazoa; Arthropoda; Insecta; Hemiptera; Cimicidae
Exons: 4
Coding region: 304-969 (221 amino acids)
Source: RefSeq, a predicted model, not a curated record
UUGGUACGGUGAGCCACACUGGCGCUUUUCCUAGGUGUGUAGGCAGCGAGUAGAACACCAGUAAAGUCGCCAACAAUUGGGACUCCCAGGCGGAAGGAGGCUACACCCACUGGAUUUAAAUUGGUCCAAUUCUUUAAGUGACUGAUCCCCCCUACGGCUCCUGGCCGACGGAUGCGAAAACAUAAUAAUGCCAUGCCAGUAUGCUGCUGGGGAAAGCAAAAACGCCACGCUAUUCCAUUAGCCUAAAAUUCGGUUUUGAAUAAUACUAAGAGGAGAAUUGUACAACGGCGUUAUUCUUCAGGGAUGGAGAUCCUUCUUGGUUUGGGGUUUCUUUUCACAUCUUCGCUCGUUGCCAAAGGUGACCAGUUCACGGAUCCUGUUUUCUCCUGUGCUCGCGUCGAGUCCCAUGUAUCGAUGGACCUCAAGAACAUUGAAGGUAUGUGGUUUGUGUUGGAGACGAUACACCACAGCCCGCGCAACUCUACACCCGCCGGCGUCAGCUGGCGUGAAACGUGUCCAGUCCUGCAGUUUCAGGUCGAAGAAAGAGGCGACCCACUGCUGCCUUACAGUCUGAAAAUGUGGUGGCAAGAAGGCACCUUCCACGACGAGUAUUUAUUUAACAUCCCCCAACCUUCGAAAGACCCUGGUUUCUGGCUUACGUCGGGAUUUCAGAACGUCAUACUCCCGCCCAAUACCGUCUACACUCAUUUCGCCGGCACUGUGGAGGUCCUGGGAGUGGAUGAAAACCACAUGGUACUGACUUUCUGCACUCCUGGGACCGUGCUGUACAGCAUCGUCCUGUCGAGGACGAAACGCCUCCACAAAGACAAAAUUGCCGGUGUCAACAAAAUGUUGGAGCGGAGGAGGCUGCCGAAAGUAUCCGUCCUCAAGACCUGCAAGGGAGGUGCUCUAACUAUCGCCCCAAGCGCAAUUCUAAUUUUUAUGUUCCUCUUAUUUAUGAACUACUAAUUUACCCUUAACCUUGUGAAUAUUUGGUAAUUAUUUAUUUAUGUUUACAUUUUCUAAAUGUACAAAAAUUAAUUUUU